This is a messenger RNA of Meleagris gallopavo (turkey), 6333 nucleotides long. The record is from RefSeq and is a predicted model, not a curated record. NCBI's taxonomy places the organism in Eukaryota, Metazoa, Chordata, Aves, Galliformes, Phasianidae.
GGAGGGACUCGGGUCGGAAGCGCGGCCCGGCGGCCGAGGGGCUGCGGGGGGUGGCUUCCUGUCAUAUGCGGGUGUGUCGCAAAGCGUUUGUCUGCCGUGGAUGAGGACGAGCGGAUCUGGAAAAUGCACUGCAGGCGUUCAGGGAAGUGCAGCUCUCCCCUAGAAAUGAGCAGGAGCCCGUUCACCCCGCUGUGACCCAGCACAAGCACAGGCAAACUAAGCCACGUUAGUGUUACGGAUGAGUCCUCGGGUAGAGUGCACUGAUCAGGGUUAGACAGCAAGGCAAGCUUAGGGGUGAGCAAAUGGUUUGAGAGAGCUUUGCUUCUGAAAAUCAGGCAGCGCAUCCUCAGAUGCAGGUGCUGUCCAAAAAGCCCUCGGGCCCAGAUCAGCAAAACAGGGCCAGGCAGCAUCCAUUGCUUGCUCCCUCCUUGGGGGCUGCUCAAUUAAUUUCCCUAGUGCACUGGAAAGUUGUGUAGAGAUGUGGAGUAAUCCUGGGACUUACUGGAAUUUCUGCCUCUGAGGACAGGACAGAGAUCUGGAUCAAGGUCCUUGUAGCUCUUUUUUUUUUCUUUCUUUCUUUUUUCGGUUUACAGCUCAAAGCUAGGAAAAUGUCAAACUCUGAAGCAGAGUAGUAGCACUAAGUUUCAGUUACUAACCAGGCCUGGGUUCACCGCUGAUUACUUUGUCAGCAAAAUAAAAAGGUUGCUCAGGGCACCGACAGGAUAUGUGGCUGAGAAAGCGCCUUGCUGAGGGUUUGUUAGUCUUUAAUUCUGAUCUGCAGUUAAGCACUUCGCAUUCUGGCUUGUGAAUAUCACAGCGUGCUCUUGUAGCUCUCUUGCCAAACCACAGUUAUUUGCAACAUUUCAUUACACCAGCAUUUUCAUACUAAGAGGAGAGUUCACAGCUCUCUUUCGGUUCUGCGUGUCUGGUGACCUUUCACUUCAGAUCUUUUGGUGGCUUGGUAGCAGAGCUGUGAGUGUGGGUGUACACCCACAAUCGGGUCUGCAGGGAGGUUUAGGUAAAGCAAAUCUGGCUGUGCAGUGUUUCAGUCAAUGAAUGCAAUAUAUUUCAAUUGUUUUCAAUCUGCUACCAACACUGAACGGGACAUUGCUUCUAAAAUAUGCUGCACCAUGUACUCUGACAUGGUGAGAUGAGGUUUCUGGAUUUUUUUUAAAUUUCAAGCUGUUCAUGUACGUACUGGAGUGAGGCUUUGGUUAGAGCCAAGUUCAGCAGAGGAUGAUCAUACAAACCCUUGCUCAGCUAAGUACCUCACUGAAGUGCUUCCGAAGUUUCUGUUGACUUCAGUGUAAUCACUUGCAUGAUUGUGGAAAGGCACCCAGAGAACUAGUUGGCAUUAUCAAGUGAACCAGUGACAAAACAUGCCUUUACAUUCAGCACGGGACACAAGAUGUCUGACAUUUGAUUUUGAAUUUGUAGUGGAAGAAAAUGACCUAUGCCUACUUUAGAGAAGCUGUUUGCUAUAGGCAUAUACCCCAGCAUACUAUUCAAAUAUAGCCAUUUGUUUGGGAUCAGGUGAUCUAAGCAAAGCAAGAAGGGGUGAAAAUGGGAGCGUUACUGUUCUGCCAGUACUCUAUUCCUUGUUGUGACUUCAGGGACAUCCAUGGUUGCUGCUGUAAAUUUACAUGCUGCGUGACCCAUACUUUAUGAGAAUGUAUGCAUAAGGGACCUGAGUAGUCUUGUUGACAGUGUAAUCCACGGCAGACUGAUCACAAACAGCUCUUAUUUAUGACAAUGACCUGAUUCUAGACAGAAUAUGGCUCUAAAAGUGCAAACUGGACACAGGGAGAUGGAGAGGGAAAGGGCCCAGUCACAGUGAGCUACUGACUAAUGAUAUCAAAUGAAGAAUGACACUUCUAAUGCUUAGGAUCUUAGUACUUAUGAACCUUAAUAUCUGGAUUUUUUAGAUUUAUUUUGUUGUUAGAUUAAUUUAUCAUUCCAUCAUGAUAACUCAGCUAAAACCAGCAACUGCAGAAUACAAUUAUGAGAAGGGUUUGUCUAUUUGAUGCUUUCAAAGUCUCAAAUAUGUUAUGUUCUUUUUUCUUUGCACUGCUAAAGGUUUAUCUUCUCAUAUCUUCAGAAAAAAAAAUGCUAACAUUUCUGUAUUGAUUCCUUGCUUGGGUGCACUGUAAACAUGAGGUGCAUGCUACAUACAGGUGUAAGUGGUAAGUAAAAUCAUGGAACUGGCAUCCAUUAGUAAUGGUUAUAUUUGCACUGGAUCCCAAGAAAUUUCCAUCCUGGACAGAGGACUUUUAGGUACUCUGCAUGUUUUAUAUAGAUAUCUACAGAUGGAUUUAGUUACAUAAUACUGAAUUUCAAGAUCAAACAUUUGGGGGAAAAAUCAAAAUAAGGAAUAUGUGAAAUGGACACACACCAAAAUAAUAAAAAGUAAUAUUGUAAAAUAUUUAGAUUUAACCGUGAGAGUUUCAGGGCUGGUUUUUUGCUGUUGUUUUGUUUUUCAAUUUAGUGAUCUCUUCCCCUGUUAUAAUCUGCACUAGACAAAGUUACUUUGUGAGAAGUAACGUUACAAUGGAAGAUUCGUGAAGAAGCGUGAGAACCAUUUGCAGUUAGUUCUCAGAAAUGGUCUAGAAAGACAUUUUCCCUCUCUUUCACUCUUUCUAGAUUUUGCAUAAGCAUCACCAUUUCACUCAGAGCAAAGACUGUCCUGCUUAAAGAAUGAAGAGUAUUCAGAUCUUCAGGAUACAUUAAUGCUGUAGACAGCAAAAGACACUUCUUGCAGUUUCGUUUUAGUUAGCUUCUUCCUCUCUGGGUUGGGACACAGUGUAGGAGCCAAACAUGUGUUUUGAGUCAUCCAUUCACCAAAUCAUACUUGAUUAAUAAGCAGUUCAAAGGGGAUUUUCUCAAAGCUGCAUGUCAGAAUCUGUGUGAUCAAUGUUUCUAUAACCCGCCCUCCUGGAGAAACCUGGUCUUCCAUCACUUCCAUUAUACCACUUUGGACAGCUUUUCAACAUCACUUUUAACUAGAGCUGAUUUGAUAAUAAAGAAGCCUGUCAGAGGGGAAAUCUCAGUGCUGUAAGACCACAGCUGCUUUAUUUUAGUAACAGGUGGAAAGCUGUUCUGAAGAUCCUGCAUAAUAAAUACUUUCUGAACAAAGAAACAUCAGAUUUAAUUACACUGAAGAGUUGUUAAAAUGUUACAAAUACGGAAAAUUUUCAGGGUUUUUUUCUUGCUAAUACCCGUUUCUGACACACUGAGAGCAUCUACUUACUCUCUGUUUAUUUCACUUCCUCGAGAAGUAGUUAAGUUCCAUGAAGCUCACCAUCAGGAACUUUUAAAAAUGAACAAUGUCCUGCAAUUACUUAAAAGUAUGGCAUCACUGCAAAACACAAUCAACUCCUUUGGAGUUUUCAAAUAUUGACAGUGAAGUUACAAUGUUUAGAGUCUCAGGUCUUAUUUCAGUGUUUGCCAUCGGUGAAGAAAUAUUUUUAAAUUUUAUGACCACUUGAAAGGGUGCUUUAGCUUUAUCUGGAGAAAUGAAUUCAGGGAGGGGAAGAUUUCUUACAUUAAAAAGAAUUGUUUGAAGCUGCGAAAUCACUUUUCCUUGAUUCUACGAAGUGCUGUUACCUACUGGAUUCAAUAAAUCAAGCAGAAAUAAAAGUGUAGUUUUUUCCUUAAAUCCAGAUAAUUAUGUGGAAGUGUAAGAGUAGGAGUAAUACCAAUACUAUGGUAGGAAAAAAAAGGACAUGGUUAGACAUAAUAUUAACAUAUUAAACAUUUACACAGGGUGGAAAUACAAAGUAGAAACUGAUCAAAUGAGUUUAAUCUUUCAGUAUGAUCUGUCAUAGUAGCUGAUGAGUUGCACAUAAACAAACACUUCAAAAUCUUCCACAUAAAGUAUAUAUAUUUAUAAUCUAAUAGUGCAACAAUAAACAAGUAGGCUUAUUGAUCAGAAAUAUCUGAGCUAUCACAACAAUAACACAUUCUGUCCAAUAACUUUGUUCAGUUUAACUGGUUAUAUUAAAGAAGCAGGCAUUUUUCACUUUUCCAAUUUUCUAGUCAUGGAUUCUAUAAAAACACUAUAAAAAUUAUAGAAAAUGCUUGGCUAAUUUUUAAUGUUAGUAUUCUAACAUCUACUCUGAGCACUCUGCUCAUUGUUGUACCAACAGCUAUCCAACAGGAACCUUGAAAAGUUAAGAUAAUUCAGUACAGUGACACCAUGGGAGAUUUAUAUAUAAAAUUGUCCUGGUGGUUUUGUAAGUGGCAGCAAGUUGCAGGGACAAGAGCAAGGGAGCUGUGUUGUUCUCUAUUCAGUCCUGGGACCUCUCACCCUUUUGUGAUGGUGUGCCAUUAUUUAUCUCCAAAACCUUGUCAGGCAGCUCCAAGAAUGAGGGUGCCUGCUAGCAACAAAUGCUCAUUGAUUCCCCAGCAUCCUGGGGAAGGGCAGCAUUCAUCUCUUGCCCUACAAACUGUGCCAGUUGCAGCAGUGGCACUACAGGCUGAGCCUGGCAGACUGAAUGUCAGCUGUUUUGUAACCCACUCCAACAGCUGUGCACGGGAUAGCAAAGAGACUUGUGAUUCCUUGGCAAAGGGGAAAUGGUUUCUGUCAGCAGACUCUAAGGGACUGGCAGUGGCAGAGGAAGGGUGGCAGCAGCCAGACCAUUGCCUCCUGCCCAUCAGCCCUUUGCUCUCCCUGUCCUCCUGCUCUCUGUCUCUGUGUCACACUAUCCCUCUUCUCUGUUAGCACUGGGAGCAUAGAGAUCAACAGCUCUGCUGUUGGUUAGGAGCAGGCCCCACAGGAGAGCCCUGCCUGGGGCUGAGAACCCACAGGGGCAACACCUCGUCCUUGUGGCCAUCGCCAGCUCUCCCCCUCCCCAGCACUGCCAGGGACAGCCCUCCCUGCUUCCUCAGCAGCAGAAAAUGAACUGGGUGGGUGGCAGCCGGAGCAGAGUCAUACUAAAGCAGGAAAGGAGAAAGCAAAAGGAAUUCUUUGAAAAGAAAAAACUUAAAUCAAAGAUGAAGCUUCUGGGAGUAUCAUCUCCUAAAAGUUCAGCAGUCAGCUUAGAUCUCCUCAAUCUAUAUGUUGUUAACCAGAUAUCGACCAAAAAAGACAGCACUGGCAACCUGAAAAAGCCAGUCCAUGUUGAUAUAACUGAAAAUGUAAAGGCACCUUUUAGAAGGAGCAACCUAGAGCUUCCCAAGUCACCACUACGAAACCAAUUUACAGCACACUUAGAUGACAUCAAGAACAGGUUACAAGAGCAAGUACUGGACAGCAGAAGGCAGCAUCUCUUAGAAAAAGAAAAAUACCAACAUAAAUUAACACAAGUAACAGAACUAACUUAUGCUGAAUGUACGGAACAUGAAGACAACACAGCAACAACUUUUAGCACCUGUCCAUUGUCCCCUUCUAUUUUUUGGUCCUCUAACUGUGCACAGUUUUCAGAAGAAAAUUUCAAUACAAAACUAAUGGGUGACCCUUGGGAACAGACUUACGAAGAUAAGCUAAAGAAACAGUCAAGAAGUAUUUCUGAGCAAGACCCUUGGAUUUCAAAUCACUCAAGCCAGUGUAUUUUCAGGAAGUCUGAGACAGAGCCUCAGGAUCUACUUGAGCCAUUGCACAGGCUAGACUAUAUGAAUUCUGCCAGGAAAGAUCCAGUGAUAAUGGCCAGUAAAGAAUCAGAAAACACUGAAGGAAUAAAAGAACUAUUGUUUGGUGUCAUGAAAGAAACUGCAGACCUGAGAGUUCCUCAAGAUGAAACUGAUUGUCCCUUUCUGUCCCUGUUUGGAGACGAGAGCCAACCAAUCUAUAAUAAAGCUUCCACAAAGCAUUGUAAUCCUUUUGUUAACCAAAACACUGCUCCCGUUUUUCUCAUUGAUCCCGAUGAUAGCAAUCAAAUGACCAACAGAAACUAUACAUACAAUAGUGGAGAGGCUCAUCCUGCAAUUAAUGCAAGAAAAAAUUCUGUAGACAGACACCGUAAAGGGCUUUUCACAGCUCCAGAACAGGCUUUAUGUAAAAACAACAAUGCACCACUUGCAAACUACAAGAGAAGCAGCCUUCAUAAAACCCACCUUCAGGACAGUCAUGAUGGACAGCUCUACUUGAUUUCGCCUGGGAACAAAGAGAAACCCUCAACAUCUGAAAACAGUGAAACAUAUGCUUAUUAUCGUGAUCAGCAGAUUAAUUUAAAGGAGAACAUGCAGAACAAUUUAAGAAAUAAAAGAGAGGAACCUGUGAAGGAAUCGGUCUGGAAACAGAACCAGCUUUUUGAAUUAGAAGAGUUUGUAAAAGCACAGCGGAAAGAGUGCAACUCCGGAGUGAGCUCAAACCUUCACAGGAUGGAGCAGGGUUAG